UAAACACUCGCGCAGCCUUGUUGUCUUGUGUUGUGUUUUCUGUGCACACAGUUGUGGCACAAGGACUCGGAGUGUGAAGGGCGGCUGGCCGCUCUUGCCCGGCGUUGGGUCACACUGACACACUGACACAGUGAGUGACACGGUGACACCGGCAGUAAGUUACGGUGACACACGAACAUGGCCGCACUCGACUCCGUGGCCGCGGUGGUGCUUUUAGUCGCGCUCACACAGCCGUUCUUCACAGCAGGAACAAGGAAACUUGUCAAGCUAAAUGUGGUGGACGGCGUCGGCGGAGCCUCGGCCAGCGGCGCUUAUUCCCGCACACAGAGACAGCAGCAGCAGCAGCAGCAGGGCGGCUUUGGCAGUUCGGCUUCGGGCUUCGAGCCCGGAGACCCGGCGCCUCCGUUCCACGUAGAGACUCUGGACGGGCAGCAGUUCGCGUACCCGCCGCCGUCCGGACUCAACUUCUCCCUCGUCAUCCACGGCUUCACCAACAAGUCGGCCUUCCUCGAGUGCCUGUGGACGCGCGACACGGCGCUGGCCGACCUGCUGCAGGGCUUCCCCGAGGGCGCGCGCGCGCUCUUCCUCUCCUUCGACGAGACUGCGCGCUCGGACGCCCGGUGGAUGAGGAGUCAGAUCGAGCGCGCGGCCGCCGCUCUCAGGCGGAAAGAAAUUUUGUCAAGAGUAUAUUUCUCCCCCGUUCCUGUUCACGAGUUGGGGAACUGGAUUCCCAAAGUGCUCCACUCCUGGGUCUGCCCAGGAAUCAACUGUGGACUCGAUCAGGCUGUGUUCACCUCCCCAGAAUGGGGUUUACCUGUGGUUGCCAAGCGACUGGAUGCAAGAUAUGAUUGGUUGAGGGGAGGCUGGGGUCAGAAGUCCUACAGCUUGGCUGAUGCCGGCGAUGGAUGCGAACCCUCUCCCUCUGUCUCUGGCGCUGUUGCAUGGGUGUCCGAGGGGAAUUGCUCGUUCUUCGUAAAGGUGAAGAAUAUGGCUUCCUCCAAAGCAGCUGGUGUCCUGGUCUACGCCUUUCUGGGGAACCCAAUUCAAGACAUGAACUGCGAGGGGACCGAGUGCUUCACGGCCCUGGGGAUACCAGCUUCCAUGGUGCACUUGGAGCCAGCCGUGGUCCUGGCCCUGCGGAACAAGCAGCCGGUGACCGUGUCCUUCCAGAAGACGCCAUCUCCUAACUUCUUUGUUGCAAUUGACCAGCAAGGGGACCUGGCAGAGAUGGGCUGGUUUCUCUACCCAACCUUCAGCUUCGUCAACUGGCAGGCCCAAUGGUUCGAUUUCUCCACACAGUUGCGGAAGCAGCUCACCGCUCCAGCCCAGGUUCUCACUGUGUUUAAGAAUGUUGUCAUGCAAGGGGACCCUGGAGCUGUCACCACAGUGGAUCUGCCCACAGGAGCGAUGGAUUUUGAUGUGCUGCAACUGGAGGCGACCUUGUCCUGUCCAGGGAAAAGGGACGAGACGUGCGCACCCUGGGACCACACCGUGCAGCUUUACGUCUGCUGUGACAAAUUCGGCCCCCUGUGCGACAUGGAGCUCGGCCGCUGGAUCACGGCCUUCCACAGAGGCACCGGACACUGGCUGACCGACGUCUCGCCGCUCAUGCCUCUGCUCGAUGGAAAAAAGUGCACCUUCAAAAUGCAGACAGCUCCAUGGGCCAAGCCUUGGGUGUCGGGGCUACGUCUGCGAUUCGGUCACAGCAACCACUCCGCAGGUGACCAUUCCAACAUACUUUACCCAUUCAAGCUGGAGCCCCUCUUCAAUGGAGGGACUUUUGACAAGGAUUACAACAGCCGAUAUCACCCAGUCAACUUUACUGUACCACCGUCUACUAAAAAAGUGGAAGUGUACGCUGUGAUCACUGGCCACGGGAGUGACGAGAAUGGCUGUGGGGAAUUCUGUGUGACCUCGCAUCACUUCCUGGUCAACGGCAUCUUCAAUAACUCCCGUUCAUUCGACAGUGCGGGCACUGCCCUGGGCUGUGCCGAGAGGGUUGGAGAGGGAGCGGUCCCCAACGAGGGCGGCACCUGGCUGUAUGGGCGCGGCGGCUGGUGCGACGGUUUGCAGGUGAACCCCUGGAGGAUGGAUAUCACACAACAGCUCAAUAUGACUGGUUCCAACAGCAUCCUCUACUUUGGACUGUUUCGCGGUAAAGACCCGAACCCAGCAUCUAAUCCAGGCGAAAUCAUUAUGUACUCCUAUCUUGUGUUCUACAAGUGAUGCUUUAGGGGAAAGCAAACACCUGCUUGUUCUUCUUCGAAUGGCUUAUGGAAAAACAGAAUUGAUCAAACCACUAUUUCAGAUCCUAUGCUGUCUGUCUUUCACUCAGUGGUGUGAAGGUGUGCAGGAAAAUUCAGAAGGAACUUUGUGUUUGGUUCCACCAGUGUCCAGAAAGAAGUUAGAUGCAGU
Molecule: messenger RNA, 2415 nt
Organism: Scleropages formosus (Asian bonytongue)
Lineage: Eukaryota; Metazoa; Chordata; Actinopteri; Osteoglossiformes; Osteoglossidae
Gene: ngly2
Exons: 12
Coding region: 178-2226 (682 amino acids)
Molecular function (GO): oxidoreductase activity, acting on paired donors, with incorporation or reduction of molecular oxygen, reduced ascorbate as one donor, and incorporation of one atom of oxygen
Source: RefSeq, a predicted model, not a curated record